CUUCUCCGCCUUUCUCGGCUCUUUCUUCCCAGGGUUCAAUGAGCGCUUCGUGGCCCCACCCCGUCUCUCCUCGGCGCUGUCUAUCUCCUCAAUGUAGGCUACUAUUCUCGGCGAGAGAGAAAGCGAGAGCGAGAAAAUAAUAACCUCCAAGAAUCGCUAAUUCCUGUCUUUCACCUUCCACGACCAGCGGCCAGGAGGGGGUUCGGCCUUGGCGGUGGGAAUGUGCCGCUACAACAAACCUGUGUCCUAUUUUUUGGUGAAUGUAAAUGCACAUGUAGUCUGUAGCCUGUAGCUUGCCUUUCCAGCUCGGAUUUUGGAGGAAUUUCGGUCCAUUGCUGCGUCUACAAAUGUACACAAAUCGGCCUUUUGUAGGCUCUGAAGACUGAUCCUGACAGCGGGGGUUGAUUUUUCACCUGCAAGAAGCGUGGAUACAUUUCGGGUUUUUUUUCACGUCUUGGUCACGUUUUUUGGACCGCUUUUUGUGCUUUCUCUCCGUCUAAAGCCAAACGUCGGAUCGUAUUCAAGGAUUUAUCUGGAAGGAAGAUCGUCUGUGCGCAGUUUUGGGGGCUCGGUGUGAUAUGAAGGGCUGAUAACACAUUUGAGCAACAAAAGCGAGGGGCUGACACAGAAAGAAGGCCUUUGGAGGAGAAAACACAGCGAGGAACAGCCAUCAUAAAUAAGGGAGAUCGUUGACUUGUCGAAGGUGGUUCCGGAUCCAGCUCCGAAGACAACCCGAGUGAGAUCGAGGCUGUUUCUCGUCGAUUUGGAUCCGAGAAUGUGACAACGGAAGCGGUGAAAAUAUCACACAUGUAGCUCUUUUGGGUGUAAAUACUCUCCUUCCUCUUGUCCCGUCGGCCCAGACAACCGCCAAUGAGACAGAGAAGUAGAUAGGAAAUGUAAAAAUCUACACAUGAAGAUGUUUAUUCUGAAAGGAGACGUGGAGACGAGCCGCCCCAGCGCACCGGCGAGGUUUCAUUCGGACACACCGAGUUGGGCUCCUUGUCGCGGGCAGCAGUGAGACGCAAGACCCGGGCUUUUGGAGAUGCAAAUGAGGCUAUUUAUUCUGCCUCCGCCUGAGGUGAAACAGCACUAUUUGGUGUCUUAACGGACUGUUUGGAUUGUAAUUCGUAAACUUGGCCGAGGAAGGGUGGAAAAACAGAGCUAUCGCGCACAUAAAAGAGGGAAAAGCCCGAGGAUUCAGCAAACAGAAGACGGCCUCGGUGGCGUCAGCAACAAUAUCCUGCCCUUUCUCUGACAGCAGAAUACCUUUCAAGGACUCAUACUUUCAGUUUUGGGCCGGAUAAUUGGCGUGGAUGUGCUUGAUACUGCUGCCUAAUCUGCAGGUCAAACGACAGAUCUAGACCAGCUUAUUUAUUCCCUGCUUUCAGCCACCACCUCCAUCCAUUUCUACUUCCACCUCCUCCUUUCUCCUCCCCUGGACCCCUUUUUUCUUUUUUCCUCCUGGAAGAUGGGUUGUUUGGGAAACAGCAAGACAGAAGACCAGAGAAAUGAGGAAAAGGCACAAAGAGAAGCCAACAAAAAGAUAGAGAAGCAACUCCAGAAAGACAAACAAAUAUACAGAGCAACACAUAGAUUACUACUUUUAGGAGCUGGUGAGUCAGGAAAAAGCACCAUUGUGAAGCAGAUGAGGAUUCUACACGUGAACGGGUUCAAUGCAGAAGAGAAGAAGCAAAAAAUCCAGGACAUCAAGAAUAAUAUCAAAGAGGCUAUUGAGACCAUAGUAACAGCUAUGAGCACACUGACUCCACCAGUGCAGUUGGCGUGUCCUGAGAACCAGUACCGGAUCGACUACAUCCUCAACCUUAUCAACCAGAAGGACUUUGAGUUUCCAUCUGAGUUUUACGAUCAUGCAAAAACACUUUGGCAAGACGAGGGGGUGAAGGUUUGCUUCGAGAGGUCCAACGAGUACCAGCUAAUCGACUGUGCACAAUAUUUCCUAGACAAGAUUGACAUUGUGAAGCAGAGCGACUACACUCCGACUGACCAGGAUUUGCUCCGGUGCAGAGUUCUGACUUCAGGGAUCUUUGAGACACGAUUUCAAGUGGACAAAGUUAACUUUCAUAUGUUUGAUGUUGGUGGUCAGAGGGAUGAACGCAGAAAAUGGAUUCAGUGCUUUAACGAUGUAACAGCCAUCAUCUUCGUGGUGGCCAGUAGCAGUUACAACAUGGUGAUCAGAGAGGACAAUCAGACCAACCGUUUACAAGAGGCUCUUAACCUCUUCAAGAACAUCUGGAAUAACAGGUGGCUCCGGACCAUUUCUGUCAUCUUGUUCCUAAAUAAACAGGACCUGCUUGCAGAGAAGGUGCUGGCAGGGAAGUCUAAAAUUGAGGAAUAUUUUCCUGAAUUUGCUCGCUACACCACGCCUGAUGAUGCGACACCAGAACCUGGAGAAGAUCCACGAGUUACAAGGGCAAAAUACUUUAUAAGAGAUGAAUUCUUGAGGAUCAGCACAGCCAGUGGAGAUGGAAGACACUAUUGCUAUCCUCACUUCACCUGCGCUGUUGACACUGAAAACAUCCGCCGUGUCUUCAACGACUGUCGAGACAUCAUCCAGAGGAUGCAUCUGCGGCAGUACGAGCUCUUGUGAUCCAAGAGGGAAGCAGUUCGGCCAAAAAAAAAAAAAAAAGAAAAAAAAAGCGUAAACUAAGAGAAGCCCUGAUUCCAGCUUCUCUAAUCGCCCCCCCUUUUCCAGAGACAAGUGUGAGCUAUUGUGAAGGCCAAAAUUAACAAAUACAGACACACAUGCUAAUAGUAAACAAAGCCUAAACUGAUGCAAAGUCCUCAACUGCAGUCAACAAGCUGUGUUAAUCAAUGAGGUACAAGUUGAACCAUCUCCACUACUACCUUCAGCUGUUCUCUAAACUUCAUGUAUCUUUGUCUGUCAUCUUUAUAACCCUGAGGGUCUCAGUCUGAACUGUAAUGCAGUCACGAAGGUUCGGAACUGAAGUACAAGCUGGUAGACUCGGAUAACAGUUGUGUUCAUUUUCACAACCGCCUUUGACAUACACUAACCACCACGAGUCAUCGCAGCUCAGAUCCAUCUCAACUGCAUAUCCAGGAUUUCUACCACGGGAUCUAAAUACCUGCUUCUUUGGACUGCGCACCCAGUUGAACCUGCUACAUCUUGGCCUGACAGUCGUCAAAGAGGUGUGGACUGAUUUUUGCUUUGAGAUUAAACUGUUCGACUGUGUGACCUUCCACAGUCACCUGGGAGACAAGACUUGGAUUGAUGCGAUGGUGUGGAUUUGUGGAAGCAUUUUGACGUCCCGGAAUGCCUGCACCGAACUGAUUCUCCAUAAGACUGUUCAUGGCGGUGCACGGGGGAGGGGGGGUUUAUUAUAGAAACAAAAACUUUCAUGGAACUUACGAGACAGAGGGGCUGAGAGUUUGCGCCUCCGUACAAAACUAUAUAAGAGAAAUGUCAUCAUGUCAUGAUUGAUUCUGUCUCCACAGCAGUUUUUGUCUGUGUAGACUUUUGUGCCAUUGUGCCCCGUGCGCUUUCUUUCUAAAUCUUUGCUCUGUCUUUGUCUCCCCUCAUCCUCUCACCUGUUCCUGCUCAUGUUGUCGCCACCUCACCCCUCUGUCUAUUACCAGUCCUUCCAGAUCAACUUUACUUUGCCAGCAGCCCCUCUCCAAAAAAUAUGAAGUAACCCAGGAUUAAAAAAAAAAAAAAAAAAAAAGAUAACUGAAACAUAUUCACGUAUGCUGCUUUCUUUUUUUCCUCUUAUCCAUCUUUUUUCUCUUCCCUGGCCUCUUGCUCCUUUGUUUGUUUGUCUUUAUUUUACUUUACUGCUGAUCUAUUAUUCUUGUACAGAUUGUAAAAUGUAUUAUUUUGUACAACUUUAUUGAAAAAAAAAAAACUUUUAGAAGAUCCCUGUGCCUUGAUCACGACUGUACGUGUGUUAUGAGCUAAAGUGGGUGUCAUACUGCGCUGUAUAGCUUGGCCAACCCCAUUCUCACCACUUUAUUUUCUCCCCCUCGUUCAGCCCUCUCCCAGUGAGAGGACGUCCAUGCAUAGCUUUUCUAUUUUGAUUUCUCACCUCUCUAUCCUCCACUUCCUCUCUUUAUGAUUUAAAUGUCUAUUUUUGGAUCCAUAUACCCCAAAAAGAUAAAUAUAUGAAAUGUAUAUGGGUUUUAAAAAAGUAUUUUAUUAGAAAUCAAAUGAACCUUGACAAAUUGUACACUUCAUAGUGUGCGUAUUGCUAUAACUUAAAUCCUUUCAACUGAAGUUGUGUUGAGGUGUCUUGUUUUCUCUUCCGUUGAGUAGAUUUCUGAAGAUGCUAAAUGCUGCUUCUUUUCCACAUGGAUCUAUUAUUUUGAGACAGGGGUGUCCUCCAAACGUUGCGGGACUGAAUCUCCUCUAUUUCAUUUAAGAUGUUUAUAACAGUCUGAGCCUUUUGAACAGGAGCUCUAACAAAUAAAGGUUUUUUGGUUUCAGACAGUUAAAUAUCUGUCAUUGCACUGACACACCGAACACACCCACAGAGUUGUUGCAGUCGUCGCUGAAAUAAAGUUCUUCAGUUUAAGCAAAACACAUGACAAGGAUGUGUUCACAAACAUUAGAAUUGUAAAACGCGGACGUAUGAUGAAAGGGGUAAUACAGCUGUUGCUGGAUGACAAACUGCUGCCGCUGCAGAGAUGAUGGUCUACAGAGGGAAAGUUUCAUCUCACAUCACAAAAACAAUCUUGGCUUGUGGCAGUGAAGCUAGUGACAUCUCAAUUCAUGCACCUGAAUGUCAGAUCUGAAGACUAGGAUUUGGGGGAAGUCAAGACGUUGCGAGUUAUACAGUCAGACAAAUACAAAUGAAAAAUACAAAUUCAAGAACCAUUUGUUUUUCUGAGAUCAAUCAGGUUGCCAUCGGAUAUAUCAAAGUGACAAGCAU
Synchiropus splendidus (mandarinfish) is the source of this 4904-nucleotide messenger RNA. RefSeq names its product GNAS complex locus (gene gnas). Gene Ontology annotation, cellular component: heterotrimeric G-protein complex. The record is from RefSeq and is a predicted model, not a curated record. The transcript has 12 exons. Gene Ontology annotation, molecular function: GTP binding; beta-2 adrenergic receptor binding; GTPase activity. NCBI's taxonomy places the organism in Eukaryota, Metazoa, Chordata, Actinopteri, Syngnathiformes, Callionymidae. Gene Ontology annotation, biological process: sensory perception of chemical stimulus; adenylate cyclase-activating dopamine receptor signaling pathway. The coding region runs from base 1469 to 2608 and encodes 379 amino acids.